Malassezia vespertilionis is the source of this 1470-nucleotide messenger RNA. RefSeq lists its product as uncharacterized. Gene Ontology annotation, biological process: proteolysis. Gene Ontology annotation, molecular function: dipeptidyl-peptidase activity; serine-type exopeptidase activity. The transcript is spliced from 2 exons. Lineage: Eukaryota; Fungi; Basidiomycota; Malasseziomycetes; Malasseziales; Malasseziaceae. The record is from RefSeq and is a predicted model, not a curated record. Bases 1 to 1470 code for a protein of 489 amino acids.
AUGACGCAAGCCCUGGACCAUUUCGAUGGCGCGACAAACGCGACGUUUCAGCAGCGUUACUUCUUGGACAUGCAUUGGUACGACUCGGGCGCGUCCAAGCGAAUGCGAAAAAACGGCAAAGAAAUUGUGCCAGUGAUUGUGUACGAUGGGGGCGAGUCGGACAUUGAUGCGCGACGGCCCAUGCUUGAGACGGGCAUUGUGCGCUUGCUGGCAGAGGCCACCGGUGGGAUUGGGAUUGUACUCGAACACCGGUACUAUGGUACAUCGCUCCCUGAUCGAGCUGCACUGGGAAAUGGAUCUGAUUGGGGCGUGGACCAAUUGCGCUGGUUAAAUACGCGGCAGUCCUUGCACGACUCGGCUUCAUUUAUCGAACGAAUGCGCUUCCCGGGCGUUGGCACAGACGCAGAGGUGCGCGUUAUAUACUAUGGUGGCUCGUAUGCUGGCGCGCGUGCCGCAUUCAUGCGCAAGACAUACCCAAAUUUGGUCCACGGCGCAAUUGCAAGCUCUGCCGUUGUGGGCGCAAGCGUGGAUCUGCCGGAAUACUAUUACGCCGUUGCGCGAUACUCGCCGAGCAAGUGUGCUCAGGCUAUGCAGCAUGCAGUGCAUGCAUUGGAUGCCAUCAUUGCGCCUUCUGAAGAAGUGAAUGUGACGCAGGCUGACGCGCUGCGUUCCUUGUUUAACGCGUCCAAUGUGACGAGCUUGGACGAUUUUGCAUCGCUUGUAGCGGUGCCGCUGGGCAUCUUCCAAAGCAACACUUGGGAGAACGACGCACGUGUGUCGCCAUGGCAGCGUUUCUGUGCGUCGCUUGUAAAUGGGACACGCGCAGCGCAACUGCGAAAAGAGCAUGCACUGGCACUGGCACAGCUUCCGAGUGUGCCAGACACGCUGCUCAACUGGGGCGAUGUAGUGCGUGGGCUUUUGCCCGAGAGUGGCGAUGCGUGGCGUAUGAGUGAUCCUUCCUUUUUCCGCCAGGACGGCGGUGUUCUUUCAGACAACAAGGCGUGGACAUUCCAGGUGUGCACCGAGUAUGGAUACUACCAACUUGCGCCACCCAUCCCCCAUCUUGCCACGGGCCAAGCGUCCGGGCCCAAGAUUUUGUCUGCCCGUAUAGAUGCGCGGCUCUACCAAACACUCUGUGAUCAGGGAUUCACGCCCGGCACGCACUUUGCCAUGCCAAAAACGCCCAAUGUAUCGAUCCCCAAUGCGUAUGGGAACAUGCACCUUGCCGUGGAUCGGCUUGCAUUUAUCGAUGGCCAAGCAGAUCCUUGGCGCUCCAUGACGCCGCAUAGCGAAGAGUACGCCUUUGGGGGCAAUCGUCCCGACACCAUAAAUCGCCCAUUCAAGCUGAUUCCCGACUGCUGGCACCACUGCGACUCGACUGCGCUGCUGAAUAGGACGGCGGAGCCAGAGCGCAUCCAAAAUGUGCACAACGAGCAAGAGGCGUUUGUGCGUGCGUGGCUAAAGGAGUAA